Molecule: messenger RNA, 651 nt
Organism: Hydatigera taeniaeformis
Lineage: Eukaryota; Metazoa; Platyhelminthes; Cestoda; Cyclophyllidea; Taeniidae
Source: the annotation of a GenBank genome assembly
AAUCGAAAGUUUUCAACCGAUAAGGGUGUUGCGGACGGUGGAUUUCUACGUUUUAUGGCUCACAAUGCUCUGUGGAAUUUUCCCUGUGGUUAUGAUAAUGUCGCUGUACAAGGUAAUGCAAAUAAAACCCUUUACUCCUCAAGUGAGGACUGUAGCGUCAAGAAUCUUGCUAACAUCUCACGUAUAAUAGGCCAGAAGGAGAUAAAAAACGACCGUUUCUUGACAGCUGUGGGGACGCUUAGCUCAGUGGCCAACAUGCUAGGCCGGCUGAUGUGGGGCGAAUUGGCUGAUCGGAUUUUUUACAAGGCAAGCACUCUUCUUGCAGUUGUGUACGCCAUCUGGUCUUUGCUCUUCCUUGUACUGCCUUUUUCACCUCACGUUCCCAACGUGGGGAUAUACUUAUUUGCAAUCCUCGUCAUCCUCCUCUUCAUUUGCAUCGCUGGUCUAUUUGUCCUCACUCCUUACGCGGUGCGCAAACUCUUUGGCCAGGAGUACUUUGCCGCUAACUUUGGGCUCAUCUUCUCUGCUGUGAACCUCUUCACCCUAGGGCGCUUAUGGCUUUGCAAGUGCGUACAUCAGAGCCGUGUUGUAGAUUUGAUGUCAUCUACGGAGUCGACAUUCACGCUUUCAGAACUUAUGCCCUUCGUUUGA